AUUUAUGUUUUCCAUUAUUGUGCAUGUUAGUUUUGGUGCUGCAGCUCAUUAAGACUAAAUAAGGUCACUAAUGAUAUUCUGGGUUUUGUUUCAGCAGCAGCCCGCUCAGUUCACAAAUCCAGAAACUCCUGGCUAUGUUGGAUUUGCAAAUCUUCCAAAUCAAGUCCACCGAAAGUCUGUGAAAAAGGGUUUUGAGUUCACCCUGAUGGUGGUUGGGGAAUCCGGCUUGGGAAAGUCUACGCUGAUAAAUAGCCUCUUCUUGACUGAUCUGUACCCUGAAAGGGUCAUUCCGGGGGCAGCAGAGAAAAUAGAAAGGACUGUGCAAAUCGAGGCCUCCACGGUGGAGAUAGAGGAGAGAGGGGUCAAGCUCCGUCUCACGGUUGUAGACACGCCAGGCUACGGGGAUGCGAUUAACUGCCGGGACUGUUUCAAGACCAUCAUCUCCUAUAUCGAUGAGCAGUUCGAACGGUAUCUGCAUGAUGAAAGUGGCUUGAACCGACGACACAUCAUAGAUAACCGGGUGCACUGCUGCUUCUACUUCAUUUCACCUUUUGGACACGGGCUCAAACCAUUAGAUGUUGAGUUUAUGAAGGCCAUCCACAAUAAAGUGAAUAUCGUGCCUGUGAUUGCAAAAGCUGAUACUCUUACCCUGAAGGAGCGGGAGCGAUUGAAGAAGAGGGUUCUGGACGAAAUCGAAGAGCACGGCAUCAAGAUUUACCACCUCCCUGACGCCGAGUCCGAUGAGGACGAGGACUUUAAGGAGCAGACCAGACUUCUGAAGGCCAGCAUUCCCUUUUCAGUGGUGGGAUCCAAUCAGUUGAUUGAAGCCAAAGGCAAAAAGGUUCGAGGCCGCCUCUAUCCCUGGGGAGUUGUGGAAGUGGAGAAUCCGGAACACAAUGACUUUCUCAAGCUGAGAACGAUGCUGAUCACUCACAUGCAGGAUCUCCAGGAGGUGACCCAGGAUCUUCACUACGAGAACUUCCGCUCGGAAAGACUCAAGAGAGGCGGCAGAAAAGUGGAAAAUGAGGAAGUGAAUCGAGACCAGAUCCUGCUGGAAAAGGAAGCAGAACUUCGUCGUAUGCAGGAGAUGAUUGCAAGGAUGCAGGCGCAGAUGCAGAUGCAGAUGCAAGGAGGAGAGGGGGACAUCGUCGUGCACGGGCACCAGGCUUAAGAAUUUCACUUAGAGAGAAGAAAAAAAAGAACAUUCCAGUGUGUUUUUUCAUGAAAUCACCGAAAGGAAGUCAACCUUCUACAAUCCCUGCGGCCUGAAAUUGUUGCUCACCACUUUUACCCAAGGGUCGGUCGGGGUACCUUUUGUAAUAUGGACCUUGUAGCAUGUAUUUUAUUGAUAUUUUAUACUUUUUCCAUAACAUGUCUGUUCCUACGUAACUACUGUUAGGUAGAAUUGGUUUUCUAGAACUACACCGUGAACUUGUUCUGGAUUCGUAUGGCCUCUGUUGCCCCAGCUAGUCUGGGCCUUUCUAUCAUCGAUCAGCGCGGCGGCGGCGGCUCCCACAGGAGCAAAUUCUCUCUUUUUCAUCCAGCCGGUGUUGGAGCUCCAGACCUCUCUGUCCGGCCUAACAGUGAGCCUCUCACUGUGACCCCGGGCUAGGAUGAGGAAUUGGGGAGCUCUCGUCUGGUGUAACACCCAAUACCCGGCUUUGCUGCUGCCCGUUGGGGUGCAUUUAUUAACACAUACAUAUGGCAGCCAUCACCAGUUUGAAAUAACAAAGAGGAAUAUGUACCUUUAAAUCAUUCAUAUCAAAAUGUAACCUUUUGUAAGGUUUCCUUUCUAAACGCCAUGGGGCAAGUGUAGAACCCUGUUAUUUUAAAAAAUUAUUUUAAACAGACCUUUUUCUAGUAAGAUCCAAAAAGUACGUGCUUUUUAAAGCAGGCUGACCUCAUCCCAUAUACUGUCCCCCAGAGAGCAUGAGCGGGCAGCGGGCUAGCUGGACAGAACACUCCUUUUGUCUUCAGACGGGCUCCUGUUACUUUGAAUGCACAUUUUCACUGUUUUAUAAAACAGCUCUUUUGGAGAGCAACCUGACCUCACGCUGGGCACCCUGUGUCGGCCGGAUCGGCGGAGCUCCCUCUUUCCCUGCCUCUGUUCUCCGACACCAGGGGAUGGUGGCAGGAUUUGAAGUCCCGGGUCAUCUCCCACCUUCGUUUCCCUGAUUUCCCUCCGAGACUCUCCUCGGUCCCCCAGCCAGCACUCAGUCAGUCCCCGACCCUUCUCUGGCCGUGGGCCUCUUCUCCUUCUCCCUGUCUGCCACUGCUGCAAAGGGGAGGCCUAUCCGGGGGAUUCAAGGGCAGCUUCCAGGGGGCCCGAGGGGUGCCCCGCACUCUGGCCCGAUGCACAGAGCCUCCGGGAACGAGGGAAGAGAUUUCUCUCCAGCCUUGGCGAUGGCACGACCCUUCCAGACAUCCGCCUUCACUCCAGCCACCUGAUCUUAGUACGGUUGAUCAACUCUAAGUGGUCACAUGCAAUGUAUGCAUAGAUCUAAGAAAAGUAUUUUAUUUAGUACUUAAUGUAUAAUUCUAUUCUAUACCUUUUUUACCAGCUGUUCCAUGACAUUUCACUGUUUUAUAUUCAGGGUCAGUUAUCUGAGUUACACUAGUCUUUAUAACCUCUUAGAACAAGGCAAAAACUGAUAUAUGCAAGCGAGAAAUGGAAACUGAGCCCUGCGGACACCGGUGUGAAAGCGUUUCUCGGGGAGCUCCUGCCCGGAGCACUGAACUGGACACCCCAUCGCUCGGCUCUGGGCCUGGCUGCCCUUCGGCCGGUGACUCCACACGACGUGGGGGUCCGCGCGUUGUCCACGCUCUUUCUGUAUCCCGAGCUAUUGAUCAAUAAAUAAUCCUGGUUUCGUUA
Gracilinanus agilis (Agile Gracile Mouse Opossum) is the source of this 2872-nucleotide messenger RNA. It is a transcript of the gene SEPTIN2, whose product is annotated as septin 2. The record is from RefSeq and is a predicted model, not a curated record. The transcript has 11 exons. Gene Ontology annotation, biological process: cell division; cilium assembly; regulation of exocytosis. Bases 71 to 1171 code for a protein of 366 amino acids. Gene Ontology annotation, cellular component: septin complex; microtubule cytoskeleton; synaptic vesicle. NCBI's taxonomy places the organism in Eukaryota, Metazoa, Chordata, Mammalia, Didelphimorphia, Didelphidae. Gene Ontology annotation, molecular function: GTPase activity; molecular adaptor activity; GTP binding.